Molecule: messenger RNA, 1840 nt
Organism: Hyaena hyaena (striped hyena)
Lineage: Eukaryota; Metazoa; Chordata; Mammalia; Carnivora; Hyaenidae
Gene: PHGDH
Product: phosphoglycerate dehydrogenase
Exons: 12
Coding region: 83-1684 (533 amino acids)
Biological process (GO): L-serine biosynthetic process
Molecular function (GO): NAD binding; phosphoglycerate dehydrogenase activity
Source: RefSeq, a predicted model, not a curated record
GCCCGCCAGCCGGAACAGCAGCUCCUCGGCUUUGGUGCUUCUCCCCCCGCGCGAGCGGCCGAUUCCGAAGCGGACUCCCGCAAUGGCCUUUGCAAAUCUGCGGAAGGUGCUCAUCAGUGAUAGCCUGGACCCUUGCUGCCGGAAGAUCCUGCAAGAUGGAGGGCUGCAGGUGGUGGAGAAGCAGAACCUGAGCAAAGAGGAGCUCAUAGCCGAGCUGCAGGACUGCGAAGGACUCAUCGUCCGCUCGGCCACCAAGGUGACUGCUGACGUCAUCAACGCAGCGGAGAAGCUCCAGGUGGUGGGCAGAGCUGGCACAGGUGUGGACAACGUUGACCUGGAGGCUGCCACCAGGAAGGGCGUUCUGGUCAUGAACACCCCCAAUGGGAAUAGCCUCAGCGCUGCAGAGCUCACCUGUGGGAUGAUCAUGUGUCUGGCCAGACAGAUUCCCCAGGCGACAGCUUCCAUGAAGGACGGCAAAUGGGAACGGAAGAAGUUCAUGGGAACAGAGCUCAGUGGAAAGAUCCUGGGAAUUCUUGGCCUGGGCAGGAUUGGGAGAGAGGUGGCCACUCGUAUGCAGUCUUUCGGGAUGAAGACUAUAGGGUACGACCCCAUCAUUUCGCCGGAGGUCUCGGCCUCCUUUGGUGUUCAGCAGCUUCCCCUGGAGGAGAUCUGGCCUCUCUGUGAUUUUAUCACUGUGCACACACCUCUCCUGCCCUCCACCACGGGCUUGCUGAACGACAGCACCUUUGCCCGGUGCAAGAAGGGGGUGCGUGUGGUGAAUUGCGCUCGGGGAGGGAUCGUGGACGAGGGAGCCCUCCUCCGGGCCCUGCAGUCGGGUCAGUGUGCUGGUGCUGCGCUGGACGUGUUUACAGAGGAGCCGCCGAGAGACCGCGCCCUGGUGGAGCAUGAGAGCGUCAUCAGCUGCCCCCAUCUAGGCGCCAGCACCAAGGAGGCCCAGAGCCGCUGCGGCGAGGAGAUUGCCAUCCAGUUUGUGGACAUGGUGAAGGGGAAGUCCCUGGCGGGGGUGGUGAACGCCCAGGCCCUCACCAGUGCCUUCUCUCCGCACACCAAGCCUUGGAUUGGUCUGGCAGAAGCCCUGGGGGCUCUGAUGCGAGCCUGGGCUGGGUCCCCCAAAGGGACUGUCCAGGUGGUAACACAGGGAAGCUCCCUGAAGAAUUCUGGGAACUGCCUGAGCCCCGCAGUCAUCGUCGGCCUCCUCAGAGACACUUCCGCUCAGGCGGAUGUGAACUUGGUGAACGCCAAGCUGCUGGUGAAAGAGACUGGUCUUAAUGUGACCACCUCCCACAACACUGCUGGGACAGGCGAGCAGGGCUGUGGAGAAUGCCUCUUGACCGUGGCCUUGGCAGGUGCCCCCUACGAAGCUGUGGGCUUGGUCCAGGGUACCACUCCUGUGCUGCAGGCGCUCAACGGAGCCGUCUUCCGGCCCGAAGUGCCUCUCCGCAGGGGCCUGCCCCUGCUCUUGUUCCGGGCUCAGUCGUCUAAUCCUGCGAUGCUGCCCACCAUGAUUGGCCUUCUGGCAGAGGCAGGCGUGCAGCUGCUGUCCUACCAGACCUCGGUGGCGUCAGGUGGGGAGACCUGGCACGUCAUGGCCGUCUCCUCCCUGCUGCCCAGCCUGGAUGUGUGGAAACAGCAUACGACAGAGGCUUUCCAGUUCCACUUCUGAGCUCUGGGGGCUUUUUUUAAGAAACCCUGCCCACUGUGAUCAACCGAGAGAGGAGAGCCACGUCUCUCGAGCUGCCACUGCUUACUCAGCGGACCUCAGCUGACAUCCCUAGAGCAGCGAUAACCACCCAAUAAAAAGCCUACUCCAAACCUUCAA